Eufriesea mexicana is the source of this 449-nucleotide messenger RNA. It is a transcript of the gene LSm3, whose product is annotated as U6 snRNA-associated Sm-like protein LSm3. Gene Ontology annotation, molecular function: RNA binding. Gene Ontology annotation, biological process: mRNA splicing, via spliceosome. Lineage: Eukaryota; Metazoa; Arthropoda; Insecta; Hymenoptera; Apidae. The coding region runs from base 138 to 449 and encodes 103 amino acids. The record is from RefSeq and is a predicted model, not a curated record. The transcript has 3 exons.
UAUCCGAAUGAUGCCGCGUAAUACUUUAAUGUGUAAAGAGUAAACUAAACAUUCAUAAUUGUAUAAACAUAAAUCUCAAUUUGAUUUUAGUAAAAAUUUAAAAUAAUUUAAUAUAUAAUACAGAAUUUUAUUCUGUGAUGGCUGACGAAACAGAACAGGUACCAGCGAUAAAUGUUAAAGAACCUUUAGACCUUAUAAGAUUGAGCCUCGAUGAAAGAAUAUAUGUUAAAAUGAGAAAUGAAAGAGAAUUACGUGGACGAUUACAUGCUUAUGAUCAGCACUUAAAUUUAGUUUUGGGUGAAGCAGAAGAAACAGUAACUACGAUAGAAAUUGAUGAAGAAACAUACGAAGAAGUUUAUCGUACAACUAAAAGAAAUAUUUCUAUGUUGUUUGUACGUGGCGAUGGAGUAAUUUUAGUUUCUCCUCCUAGCAUGAGGGCACCAAUAUAA